This is a messenger RNA of Agrilus planipennis (emerald ash borer), 4235 nucleotides long. Its product is annotated as plasminogen-like. The record is from RefSeq and is a predicted model, not a curated record. Bases 109 to 4146 code for a protein of 1345 amino acids. The transcript is spliced from 6 exons. NCBI's taxonomy places the organism in Eukaryota, Metazoa, Arthropoda, Insecta, Coleoptera, Buprestidae.
AUUCAUAAACUAUGUAGCAUUUUAAAAAGAAAUUUUAUUCGAAAAUAUAGAAAUGUCAAAUAAGACGCAAUGUAAGAACAAUAAUUUGACAUAAAUCAAGGGCAAGAAAUGCUUCAAAACUUUAGUAAAAUAGUUAUUGUUAGUUUAAUUAAGUUAAUUUAUAUUACUUGCAACGACGAACUUGGCAAUUUAACUGAUUUAUCGCGAUGUAUAUUAAGUCAUUUGGGUUUGGAAUAUCGAGGGGAAAUCCAGAAAACUGAAUCGGGUGUUCCCUGUCAGGCAUGGGAUUCGGAGAAGCCCGUUCAUAAAGUGAACAUCUCUUUUAUCGAUGAGAAGUUUAGCGAUUUCUCGAAAAAGAAUGCUAUGAACUAUUGCAGAAAUCCCAGUUUGCAUCCUGAUGGACCUUGGUGUUACUCCAUGGAGAAGAAUAACAUAAACGAAACGUGUAUGAUACCGUUGUGUUCGUUUAGUGAGUGCAAAGCAACUGGCCCCGGAAUGGAAUAUUCAGGGAAACAUAAACGGGGAUUAUCAGAUAGAAAAUGUUUAAAGUGGAACAAGAAAAGGAAAAAAGUUAGACAUGAUGGCAAUAUAACUGAAAUAGAAAAAUAUGCAGCACACAAAUUUCCUGAGAAUGAUUUAUCAGAUGCAAGUAAAUUUUGUCGAAAUCCGAGUGGAGAUGUGGGAGGUCCUUGGUGUUUCGUUGAGGUUGAAGAUUCCAAUGAAGUGGAGAGAGAAUAUUGUGAUGUCCCAUUUUGUGAAGACCAAGAGUGUACCGUUUUCACAAAAGAAACUCCAAUCUACUCGCAUUUCGCAGCAUUCGAAAGUACUCAGAACUUUACUUUUGGAUUAAGACUGUGGGAUUCAGAUUCUUUUCUCAAUACAAGUGCUAAAUUACUUUUAUCUGUUUUGGCCUUGCCGACAACGGGUAAUGAAGUAAAAGAAUUGGGAUUUGGAAUAGAAAUUCAUAUUUCAACGACAAAAGUCGCACUGACUUAUGGCAAUAAAGAUGACGUGCAUUAUGAAAAGUUAGAAAACCCCUUAGUUUCGCAUAAAUAUCAAUUUUUUUCGUUAAACUGGGAUAAAGGGAUUAUAACGUUUUCUAGAGAGGGUGCCGUGGUACCCAUAUUUAUGGCUGAAAUACAAACGAAAAAUAAUCUACUUGGAUAUCAUAAAGACGCCUUUUCCUAUUAUUCAGCAAUGGGGGAAAAUAUGCUGUGGUCUUUCCCCUUUUGUGACGAUGACGACGUUUGUGACAUUCAAACAACAACUUCAGAACAUCAUCAACAAUUUUGGCCUCUUGGAAGAACGGAUUUAGGUUUCGAUCUUAAAUUUUAUAUUCGUGCAUUUCAUUCAGGAUACAUUUUACUCGUUCCAAGUCCCGCAGUAAAAUAUCCCGCUUUGAAAAUAAUGCUAGACAAAAAAGAUGGCUUCACUGAAGUUGUUCAUUAUCCCCGCGAAAACGAGCCACCCAAUGUAUUGGUCAAGCACACAUUGAAUGAAUUCUUGCUUGAUUAUUGGAAAUGGGCCGAAUUUACACUUGCAAUAUUUGCUGAUAAUUUACAACUUUUUAGCACUCGAGAUAUUGGAACUUUAUUAAUCAUUGACUUGCGUCACGAAAGUAUAAGACAGAUACGUUGGUUUUCACCAGCCUCAAACGAUAGUGUGGCGCACUGGACGUUUUCUUGUGCGCCUCUGAAAUCUGCUAAUCCCCCGCCAGCAUUUUUACCUGAAUGUGCUCUGGAAAUGCAUGAAAAUACCUAUAAAGGAACCCAAGAUUUAACUAAUGAAGGAAUACCUUGUUUACCUUGGUCAGGUAAAGGUAUUCCAAGCAAUGAUUUCUUCAAUGACAAGAAUGAAGUGCUCAAAACAAGAAAUUAUUGUAGGAAUCCCUUGAGUGAUGAUUUAGGUUCUUAUUGUUACACUUUUUCGCGUACAAGGGAAAUCGUAAAAAGUUAUUGUCACAUAAGACCAUGUAAAUCUCAAGAAUGCAGAUUGGCCGGAACGGGUAAUGAUUAUGUCGGAAAACUUAAUAUAACUCGGUCGAAUCGAUCUUGCAUGGCAUGGACUGCUACAUCUUUCAAAAGUUAUAACGAAACUCUAUUUGCCGAUAAAAAAAUCGAAGACGCUAAGAAUUAUUGCCGAAAUCCUACAAGAAACUUGGCUGGAAGUUGGUGUUAUACAAAUGAUAGUAGGUUUAGAUAUGAUAUAUGCAACGUAAGAGACUGUGAUAAACCCGAAGAGUGCAUCGUUAUAAUUAGACAGAAAGGAACGGCUUCAGAUAUCCAUAUACUGCCCCAGUGGAAAGCAGGAGGUGCCCACGGGGGACUGCAUUUUGCCGCAAAACAGUGGAAUCCUGAUCAGCAAAUAGGCGCAGUUUUUGAAUUUAAAUCGUUAGAAAAAGAUCAGUCAAUGAAGUUGGUCAUAGGAGAAAAAGAAAACGAAAAAGUGCAAAUGUAUUAUAACUCGUAUUUGGUUAAAGAAAAGACGCUUUCCCAUUUAAUGCAUUCUGGCAAAUGGACGUCAUUUUGGCUACAAAUUCGAAAGGGUGAAAUAGCUCUCGGAUAUGAAGACGUCGAAACAGCCUUAUUCGAAUGGACACAUGAUUAUCAAAAUACAGCAUUUGAACCCAUAUUUAUGAGUUAUAUGUCUUUGUUCUUAAGUCCUUUAGGACUAUUUUUUAAUUGCGAUGAAUGUCAUAUAGAGAACGUCACAAAUUCUGAUUUUUUAAAACUUUUUCCUCUUGGAUUACGGCGAAAAGAUAGGAAACCGCUUUACAACAGCAUAUGUUUUAAAUUACGAGGUAUUGGUGUCUUUAAUGUGCUGUUGUCUGCUUUGCCAGACGUCGGUUUAUAUCAUUUGAUUAAAAUAAGUGACGACGAUGUGUCAAUUUAUAAAGUAGACUUUAACAAGCGCAACAAAAUGAUACUACUAAAGUUAGAAAAAAUGAUUAAAGGCCCACUUUUACGCACAAAUUCCUGGACGAAUUUACACAUUUCAUUUCAAGAACAAGAGUUAAAUGUUUCUUCAGAAGAGGCACUUUUGUUUCGUUACAACAGUAGCGAUGAGCCAUUAGUGUUUUAUUGGUUUUCUGUAGGAUCUGAAAAGGGCUGGGUGGUUUGGGUGGCUAACUGUGUACCUCUUGACAUUGAUGGUCCUCCUUUGGACGGCGGUUGGUCCAAGUGGUCACCAUGGCAAUGUACCGUCACAUGUGGAGGAGGAGAAGGAUUUAGAACACGAAACUGUACGAAUCCCAGCCCAAACAUAUUCGGUCAACAAUGUCAUGGGUCACCAAAAUCUGUGGGAACUUGUAACGAUUUUCCUUGUGGAGACAUAUCACCUGCAACUAUUGAAUCUAUUCAACAGGAUCUAAAGACAACUCAAGUUAGUUUAAUUGUAAACGAAGAAGAUUCACUUUUUAUAGAAGCUAACAACGAAAUUACUUCAAAAAUACACACGGAAUCACCUGAAGCCACCUUUAUGUGGACUUUGAACGGAUUAUUGGUGGAAAAAAACAAAAAUCGAACUAUAUUGAAGAAUAAUAGCAUUUCUAUAUCGAAGACUUCAGAAAAAGAUGUAGGAGUUUAUGCAUUUGUAUUGAAGAGAAUAAAUAAGCAAAAACUUAUAAUUCGUACAGUUACAUUAGCAGUUGUAUCUAAAACUUACGAUAUUUCUACAAGAGCUACAUCAGAACUUAUUUUACAUUCCAAAGCGAUGACUUUGGGACAUAUUUACAUCGAUCUUUCCCAAAAAUGGCUCUUAAAUAAUACUACCUACAUUGAUUAUGGGAUAACGACCCUUAGUGCCGUCGCCACCGAACGUAUCAAGCCGUUAAACGCAUCCCAUUCUGGAGAAUGGAGAUGUGUAGUGGAACAAUUAGAAUUAGGUUUAUUCUGGGUUACGAAUAUAGUUAAAGUCGAGGUCAAAAAGGCUCCUAAUUUUUAUACUCAUCUUAUGGAAGAUAAAUUAACUGCACCAAUUUUUGCUAGAUUUAAAACUGAGAAAAAUAUAAGAAGAGUUGCGGCCUUGUUUUUUAUUACUUUAUUUUUACUUCUAACUUCAUGUACGGGAUUCUAUUUGUUACUAAGAAAAAUGCCUAUAAAAAAGAUUAAGAAAAAAUCUAAAUAUAAGAGAAAUAGAAGACUGUAAUAUAAAUAGUGCAAAUAAAGUGAUUUGAUUAUUUGAUUUAACCAUUAAUAUUAUGAUAAAUUGAAUUAAACAAUCUAAAAAUUUUCUAU